Molecule: messenger RNA, 1505 nt
Organism: Trifolium pratense (red clover)
Lineage: Eukaryota; Viridiplantae; Streptophyta; Magnoliopsida; Fabales; Fabaceae
Product: uric acid degradation bifunctional protein TTL-like
Exons: 5
Coding region: 121-1131 (336 amino acids)
Biological process (GO): purine nucleobase metabolic process
Molecular function (GO): carboxy-lyase activity; hydroxyisourate hydrolase activity
Source: RefSeq, a predicted model, not a curated record
UUAACAUUCUCAAAACAUAGACACCAUUCAUUCACCUUAUCGAAUAGUGAAUGAUGAAAGCUUGACACAAACAAUUUCUUCUACAAAAACAACAGAUAGAAGCAAUUGGUGUCUGAAGAAAUGCAAGCUGUGGGAUUAGGUCUUGAUGAGAACGAUUACUUAUCAUGCUGUGGAAGCACAAAAUGGGCCAAGGAAAUGGCUUCAAAUUCUCCUUUCCCUAAUUACCAUCGUGCCCUUUCUGUUUCCAAACAAAUUUGGUUAAACAAACUUGAUAUCAAUAGUUGGCUACAAGCUUUCUCUGCUCAUCCUUCCAUUGGUCAAACUAAUGCUCCUUCUCAUGCAUCUCAAACCAGUGCUCAGUGGAGUAGGGGAGAGCAAUCAACUGCUUUAGCAACUGCUACUGGUUCUAAAUUACAGGAACUAGCUGAAUGGAAUGCUCGGUAUAUGGAAAAGUUUGGGUUUGUAUUUCUCAUAUUCGCAUCUGGUAUAAGUACUGAUGCUAUACUUGCUGAAAUAAAGAAACGCUAUACAAACAGACCAAUUGUUGAAUUGGAGAUUGCAUCUCAGGAGCAAAUGAAAAUUACAGAAAUUCGCCUUACAAAGCUCUUUACAAGUAAAAAAAACAUAUCUUCUACAACUGAUAGGAAUACCACUGUUGCUAGAAAUGCAGAAGAAGUUCGUGUAAACGUUAUUGGAGGUCAUGUGACUGCUGCUCCAGACACUUUAUCAGGAACGUCCAUCCGAAAUUCAUCUAGAACCCGCCCACCCAUUACCACUCACGUGUUGGAUAUUUCGCGGGGUUAUCCAGCUUCCGGUAUUGAGGUAAUUUUGGAGAUAUGGAAGGGAAACCAACCUCGUCCGCCAUUUGGGACUACAAAUAGUCCCGGUUGGGUUUUUAAAGGGUCUUCGAAGACAGAUUCAGACGGUCGUAGUGGUCAACUGAUUGACAUAGUUGAUGAUGCUGAACCAGGGAUAUACAGGUUAAGUUUCAACACCGGAAAGUACAAUCCAAACGGUUUCUUUCCUUAUGUAUCUGUUGUGUUUGAAAUUUUCGAGUCACAAAAGAAGGAACAUUUUCACGUUCCUUUGUUGCUUUCGCCAUUUUCAUUUAGCACUUACCGUGGAAGCUAAAAGAAAUAUGGGAAAUGUUGCCAUAUCACUGCAUUCCUUAGAUGUCAUGAAUAUCUCAGUUUUCAUCAAGUGAACUUUGUGUUUGUGCCAAUGGAACAUGAGAAAGUUACCAAAUAAUUGAUGUUUAGUUUUAAAAAGAUAAUCAAGUGUUUAAUUGGUAAUGUUUGCUUAUGUAUGAUAUCAGUACUUAUGGAUUAUUACUUCCUUUGUCUCUAAUUAUAAGACAUUUUUGCAAAUUUUGUUUGUGCACAAAUAUAAGACUCUUUACAUAUCAAUGGCAACAAGUAUAUGUAAGAAAGAAAGUGUUGAAACUGUUCUUUGUAUAUGGCUGAAGCUCUUUGAUGUAAGAAAGAAUGUGAGUUCAACUCCUACAA